Messenger RNA from Alternaria rosae, 1658 nucleotides. RefSeq lists its product as uncharacterized. Bases 354 to 1469 code for a protein of 371 amino acids. The record is from RefSeq and is a predicted model, not a curated record. The transcript has 5 exons. Lineage: Eukaryota; Fungi; Ascomycota; Dothideomycetes; Pleosporales; Pleosporaceae.
CAGUGGCGCCAUGUACGUUCAGAUUUAGUCCCCCCAUAUCGGAAGGCAGAUGACGCUACAGACGUUAUUAAUUAAACAGGGAAUGCCGAAUGUGAGAUAGGGUAGUAAAAUCAGGUUCGCAGGUGCGAGUUGACCCUGUAGAUACCUACCGGAAACGACUCGUGCGAAAGGGAGAUACCUAGAUUUGUUGACAUUCGCAACCACUCCAGCGGUACCAAGUGACGAAGAGGCACAGUUCACAUUUGUGAUUGGGCCGAUCAGUUCGGGGGUUAUAAGCAUAUGCAUGUCGCCUCAACUGUCGUACUACAUGUCUCGACUUGCGCUCGCUUGCUAAAUUAGCGAGGAUCAGUGCGAUGUCGGUCUACAUCGCAGUACCACCGCCUGGUCAAACCAGACACACAGUCAACCCUCCGAACAUUCACAAAGAACUUGCCGCUGUCGGAGUGUCGACAACCAUACUUGCAUUGGUUGCAGUGAUUCUGCAACUUUUUACACGAGCAUAUGUCACCAAACUGGGCAUUCAUCUCAACGAUUAUCUGAUAGUAUGUGCCAUGAUGUGCAGCCUUGCGCUGCUGGGGUGCAAUUUUCCGCAUAUGAAGUCUGGCUUAGGCUACCAUAUGUGGGAAGUCAAAACAGAAGAGUACAUGCUUGCAUUUCAAAAGUGGACACUGGUCGGCACGAUCCUUUAUGCUACCAGCCUCGCAUUUUCAAAACUGUCAAUACUGCUUUUCUAUCUACGCCUGUCGCCACAAAGAUGGUUCCGUACACUGGUCUGGAUCCUCGUCGCGGUGGUCGUCAUCUACGCUACAGUUUACGAUCUCGUCAGUAUUUUCGGCUGCAAACCGAUAGCCGCGACAUGGGAUCUCAAACUUCUGCCUGGGGCUACAUGUCUAGAUCAGUUGACCAAGUACAUGGCGCUUUCUGUCCUGAACAUCAUCAUUGAUGUCUUUACAUUGAUACUUCCGAUACCCAUUGUAGCAGGACUUCAUAUGCCGCACAGGCAAAAGAUCACUGUAUGCGCUAUUUUCGCGACCGGUGGAUUCGUCUGUGUCGUGGCAAUCCGUCGAACAACCCUGUUGAAUCCUCUCAUGGUUUCUGCCGAUUAUACAUGGGACGCGGUCGAGCAAUUCCAGUGGUGUUUUGCUGAAGUCAAUGCCGGAAUAGUAUGCGCAUGUGCUCCCGCUCUGAAGCCCUUCUUUGCGCGCUACAUCCCUAGCCUCUUGACUUCCCGCUUUCGCAGUAACGACCGGGAUAAUGAUGAGACCAAGAGCAACGAACUAGCACCACCGGGUUCAUCCAUCCGAUACCACAUCAAGGACGCAUAUGAACUGCAACUGCGGGAUGAUGUGUCUGUAGAGACAGCGAUGACUAAGCACAGUCGUGUCGAUGAUGAGACACGGCUCUGGCAAGAUGCGACAAAUCCAGGUCAGAAAACCGUAACCACCUGUUCUGUUGCACACGCUUGUUGACAGGGGGUUCAAUUCAUAGAUUUGACAUUUACUUAGCCAGGGGAGAAUGUCGACGGGCUCUACGUUCUGUUCAUCCUAGCUGGUAAAAUACGAGUAAACUUAGGAUCACUCACUCAUUGGCUCGUGACAAGAAGCCGAAUGACACCGUCAAAGCUCGCAUCUUAUGCGCCAAUGUGGCACGACCUUCGA